AGGAGAAGAAGAGAGCGGUUGUUGUUGAAGGAGAAGAAGAGAGAGCGGUUGUUGUUGAAGGAGAAGAAGAGAGAGUGGUUGUUGUGUUUGCGGUCCAUCACAGCUGGGAUUCAUGGACCAGUUUUAGGGGCGUCACCUCGUUGUAAAAAGCGAUUAUAAACUCUGCGAGUUUCCCGUCUCAAAUAGUUAAAAGGCAGAGUCCCUGUCGUGAUUUAUUGGCCUGAAUCCGCCCACUUUAGUUAUGCUUUCACUGAGUAAUAAGGCGUCAAAUCUAAACACUCACCUGACAGCUGUUAAUGAAUGUCUUGAAAAAGUUCCAAGGUUGUUAAAUGUGUUGGCACAAAGGUUUUUUUUUAUCAGUCAGCAACUUGAUUUGUAGAUUCUUGACCUUCUGUGAUCCUGGGACUAACUCUGAGUCAGGUAAGAAGAACACCUGAUCCGAUUAGUUUUCUCUUCUGUUCAUACUCAUCAUUUUUGAUUUGUUCUGUUUCAGUAAAGCUAAAAGAGGCGAAAGAAGAAGUAAUAAACCCUGCUUGUGUCUCUGCUCAGUGAAUGAAAAGGAGUGUCUAGAAUAGCUCAACAUUUUAAAGCACUGUGAUCCUCCACCCUCUCCCUUCAGUAACCAUGUGAUAGCUUGUACAAUAAGGUGUGGCAAACCUGUCUGUGGUUAUUAAGGAACAUACAUCAGCAGGACGCAGACGGGCUGACACCAUGCAGGAUUAUGAUGAGACUACAGCGUUCCUGGGUCAGUGGGGACGCUUCCAGCAGGUGGUCUUCUUUGUGCUCGUAGCCAGCAACAUACCCAACGGAUCUGGAGUCUUCUCUGUCGUCUUCAUUGCUGACAUUCCCAGACACCACUGCCUGCUUCCUGAUGUGAACAUCACUGAAGACUGGCUCCAUGUCAUCAUCCCAGUAGAGGUGAUAGAUGGAGAAGAGAAGCGGAGCAGCUGCAGCAGGUACCGGCUGGAUGUGGUCAGAAACCUCUCCGCUCAGGGAUUCCUUCCUGGCAGGGACGUGAACCUGACGGAGCUGCAGCAGGAGGGCUGUGUGGACGGGUGGAGCUACAGCAAAGACAUCUACCAGUCUACCAUCGUCUCUGAGUUUGACCUGGUGUGCAGCGAGCAGUGGAAGCAGACGUUCACCUCCACGGUCUUCUUCCUCGGGGUGCUUGUUGGAUCCUUAAUCUCAGGACAGCUCUCAGACCGGUUUGGGAGGAAGCCAGUCUUCUUUGCAACCUUGGUAGUUCAAACAGUUUUUGCCUUUGUGCAAAUCUUCUCCUCUUCGUGGGCGGUGUUCUGCGUCCUCCUGUUCGUCGUUGGAUUGGGACAGAUCUCAAACUAUGUGUCUAGUUUCGUGCUGGGCUCUGAGAUUCUGACCGGGCAUGUGCGAGUCCUGUAUUCAUCGAUGGGCGUGUGUCUGGGCUUUGCUGUGGGCUACAUGACGCUGCCUCUCUUGGCUUUCUAUUUCAGGGACUGGAAAUCUCUCCUGUUGGCAGUGUCUCUGCCCGGCCUGGUCUACUUACCUCUCUGGUGGGUCAUCCCAGAGUCUCCCAGAUGGCUGCUCACUCAGGGACGAGUGGAGGAGGCUGAGUCCAUCGUGAGGAAGGCUGCUAAGUGGAACAAAGUUCAGGCUCCACAGGUCAUCUUUAAGGAUUACAGCGCACAUGUUGAUGAGAAGAAGACUCCCUCAAUAGAGCGUCACAGUGUCUUCAGCCUGCUGAGGACCAAGACCCUCAGAAGCCUGACUCUGAUCCUGUGCCUAGUCUGGUUUACUCUGAGUACUGGAUACUACGCCCUGUCCCUGAACACAUCACGGCUUCAUGCUAACCCCUAUCUCAGCUGCUUCAUCUCAGCUGCUAUAGAGGUACCAGCUUACAUCACGAGCUGGCUCGCUCUGCGAUAUAUCCCAAGAAGAGUUUCCACCAUCUGUGUGUUGCUCACUGGAGGAGUGUCUCUGUUCUUCAUUCAGCUGGUUCCACAGAGUAUUCCUAGCCUCUCUGUUGCGUUGGAGAUGCUGGGUAAGUUUGGUAUUACCAGCGGCACGUCCCUGAUGUAUGCAUACACAGCAGAACUUUACCCGACAGUCAUCAGGAACACCGCGACCGGAGCGUGCUGUAUGGUGUCCAGAGUGGGAAGCUGCAUCGCACCGUUCUUAUUAGAGCUGAGUACUUUCUCUAAAUUCCUCCCAUAUAUCAUCCUGGGGACUAUGUCUGCUGUGUCUGCUGCAGCUGCUCUCUUCCUGCCAGAGAGUUUUGGACGACCUUAUCCUCAAACUAUUGAAGAGAUGUGUCAGGGACGAAGACAGAUCAGAACUGUGUUUUUGAGGAGUCAUUUGAAGGCCCCGUCGUGUUCGCCCUGCUGAAGACAAGUCACAGAUUCACUCCCGCCUCAGACCGGAUAUCAGAUCCUCAUUGAACCAGAGUCUUCUGUUCUGCUGGGUUUCCCUUCUCCUCAGCUCCGGUGAGUGUGUUCAUUUUCUUCUGACAACAUCUGAGGAAAAAAACACAUUAGUAUAAUUUAUUUAUUCACAUAUCACAGAGAAGAACAACUUCUCAUCAGGCUUGGUGUUAAUACUGCUUUAGGCAUACUCUGCAGGCUCUGGCGCCCUCUGCUGGACAACAGGAAAACACAUGUUUUAAAAUGUUGAUUUAAUGCUCCUCCUCUGCUAAAUGUUUUCUGAAGUGUGACUGAAUGACUAAUAUAAAUAUCUUCUACUUACUUUACAUCAAUAUAUUUUAUGAAUUUAAUCCUGACAUAAAAUGAAUUGAAAUAGAAAAAUCCUCAAAUGAGUUAAAAUGUCUUCCACACUCAUCUUUGCUUUAACAGUAAAUAUUGUGGCUCUAGUGUUUAAUAUAAAUCAAAGUGUUUCUGUUCAUGUGA
This is a messenger RNA of Notolabrus celidotus (New Zealand spotty), 2879 nucleotides long. Its product is annotated as solute carrier family 22 member 4-like. Gene Ontology annotation, cellular component: membrane. The transcript has 11 exons. NCBI's taxonomy places the organism in Eukaryota, Metazoa, Chordata, Actinopteri, Labriformes, Labridae. Gene Ontology annotation, molecular function: transmembrane transporter activity. The record is from RefSeq and is a predicted model, not a curated record. Gene Ontology annotation, biological process: transmembrane transport. Bases 712 to 2361 code for a protein of 549 amino acids.